GCAUCUUGCUCCUUAGUAGACGAGAUAGGGGUGGAAUGAAAAACAUUCUUCGUUUGCGAUGAUGAGGUGUUUUGCUGUUGCAUCAAUAGAGGUGCUGCCAGAAAGACAUUUUGCGGCUUUUGCUCGAUCGAUGCCUGUACUUUUCGUAGGCUUGUGCCCCUGGUUGAUCGUUAGGAGGAGUUAUUGCCAUAUUUUAACGAGCUUCUCGGCCGAAUUUUGAUAUUUCGUAAGCUAGUCGAAUCAUUGCCUGCAAACCAACAAUUCGCAGUCCUCCAAAUAGUUGUUGACAUCUAGUUUGACCGAAGACAGUUAUAUAUCAGGUAGAUUUACGGACGUCGGUUAGGAUAAACAUUAUGCUCGAUUCAUCCAUAGAAAGCAAAUAAAUGCUACGAAGGAAGCUACGAAAGCUGCCCUGUUUUGCUUCAUGAGUUUUCCUGUGAAAAAAUCAUCACCUAAAAAUGGUGUGUCAUGAUCGGUUUAUUGGUAACAAUACCGCAUCGGCGAUUGGAUUUGAGCCACCCACACAAACCGAAAACAAGAGUAAAGGAAUGUAUGUAGGCUUAAGGCAGCCGCUUGGUGGUGGGGAAAUUUGCGUGUUUCCAACACAAGCGGCUGCAAAGGAGACUAGUGAUCUCAGGCAUUGCUUUCGAGAUCAUACGGCUAAAGUACAUAAAAUAGUAUAUUUUCAAGGGUUUUGGGCAUAAGUCUUAGUUAGAAUAAGUUUAGAAUAAACUUUGUAAAAUCAUUCUUUUUUAAAAGAAAAAAACAAAAUUGCCUCCUUUUAUGUUUUUAAACUUUUUUCCAAUUUUCAAGUUGCAGCGUUAUACAGGUUACUAAUACUUUAAGACAAUGUCCUAUGAUUUUGAUAAAAAAAAUGGCCGCCUUUUAGUCCCUUACAUAUUUAGUUGCUGUUUCAAAGGAUAAACUCACUUGACAAUUUUCAUGCAUUUAUGUUAAAACCCCAUUAAGAUACACUAUUUUGUGUUAUUUUCCCUAGAUCCCACGUAUAAAACAGCAACAGAAAAGAGGACACGUAUUCGUCUGGGAGUGUGAGGCAGCAAAGGAGCAAAAACAAGAUCGAAGAAAUAUUAGGGGCUCUCGACACUGGUAAUUUUGAGCGCGUAGAGCUCAAGGGAACAUCUAUUUACCCCAAGAGGCCGUAUCCCUGAUGGCCUAUGUGGUUCAUCUUCUCUUUAGUCUCUUCGCUUUGGUGUAUUCAAGCGAACCUGGGGACUGCAACUUCGAUCGCGACUUCUGCAAUUGGACAAACGAACAAGGAACAGAUGAUUUCGAUUGGUCGAGGAAUAAGGGCCCCACCCCAUCCGAUAACACCGGGCCAUCAGCUGAUCACACCUCAGGCAAAGGCUGGUACAUCUAUAGUGAAGCCUCUUUAUACUGGAAAGGGUACUACGCGCGCCUGCACAGCCCCCUGAUGACGGGUCCUAAGUGUAUGACAUUCUUUAGUAACCUGAACGGCGAGGGUAUGAGCCUCGUUCUCGUGUACGUCACAGUCAGCGGUCGUAAAACCUUAGCGUGGCUCAAGUCAGGAGAUCGAGGGGACCGUUGGAUUAUGGAGCAAGUGUUUAUUAACGAGACUAGGGAAUAUAAGGUUACUCUAGAGGUGAAAAAGGGAAUAUCGUAUUUGGGCGAUGCAGCGAUCGAUGAAAUUUCAUUCACGAACGGGUCAUGCGCACAAGAUACAAGACUGUUUCACGUUUACUCGACUAACGGAAUCUACCGAAUCAAUACCGAGCCUCAGAGAGAUCACUGGUUUUACCAGUUUUCGUUCCUGGCUCGUCGAACCACAGGCAACCUGAAUGAGCGAAUGUUUUAUGUUUAUUAUGGCAAUGGAUACGAUGUUCUACGGACAGACUUCAGUAAUAUUGACGGAGUUCCUGUGGACUUCUUUUACGAAUAUACUGGAUCUCUAAAUCACUCAAGACCUGUUUUUGCCGUCACACGAAGUGGUAAAGCUCAGCAGAUUUUUUUAGCGAGGGGAGAGUACGAAGGAUGUUGCAGUGAGGCACGUGUGCUAUCCAUAAAUGUCCAAGUUAUAGAGGAUCACACAUGUUUUCCCGGAUGGAUAAGUUCGGGAUCCUCGGGCUGUCUCCGAUUCUACGUGAACGACAAGAGAACUUGGGUUAGCGCUCGAGUCGAAUGUCUGCGAAUCGGUGGCGAUCUUGCGAUAAUACGCGACAGCAAAGCACUCUCUGACAUCUCUAAGAUCCUCGAAACUAUCGCUGCACGGGCACCAUUCCAUGUAGGAAUGCGUAACACCGUGACUAAUGUAACACAAAACUUGACGUGGGUAAACGGUAAAACAGUACAGAGUAGACUUUGGAAAAGUGGGUACCCGAAGACUGGCGACGAGCCAUUAUGCGCAGGCCUGACGAAGGUACAUCCGGGACUUGUUUUGCAUGCGUGCUCAUUGCUGACUGGUUUCAUCUGUCAACGGAAUUCAGUGGACAUGGCUGCCAAGAAACCAACAAACAGCUCCGCUGAACAGAGCAACUCCACUAGAUCAUCAUUCGCCGUUGACGGCUUCCCUAAUACCUGCUUCUACACGAAGGCUUCCAGCCCCUGGUGGAGCGUUGACUUGUUGAGUUCGAUGUAUGUUUUUGCUGUUGAGAUAACAAGUAACAAGAGUUGUUGUAAGGUGGGACCCUCAACUAUGGAAGUCCUCGUCAUUCAAGGGUCACGUACUCAGCGCUGUGGUGACGUCAUGCUUUAUGGAAUCACUGAUUGGCUCAAAGCUGGGUGUUAUCCAAUCAGAGGCCGCAACGUCAUGAUUAUGUUAGAUGGUGCAAAUGCUACCCUGAUUCUCUGCCGAGUAACCGUGCAGACAUAUGGUAAGGUGGGAGUUUGUGUUGAAGGGUUUAUUAGUUUGUGCGAGUUGAACAAAUGA
Messenger RNA from Nematostella vectensis (starlet sea anemone), 2905 nucleotides. RefSeq lists its product as uncharacterized. Gene Ontology annotation, cellular component: membrane. Lineage: Eukaryota; Metazoa; Cnidaria; Anthozoa; Actiniaria; Edwardsiidae. Bases 1169 to 2905 code for a protein of 578 amino acids. The transcript is spliced from 10 exons. The record is from RefSeq and is a predicted model, not a curated record.